Molecule: messenger RNA, 3836 nt
Organism: Priapulus caudatus
Lineage: Eukaryota; Metazoa; Priapulida; Priapulimorpha; Priapulimorphida; Priapulidae
Exons: 9
Coding region: 1-2211 (736 amino acids)
Biological process (GO): mitochondrial protein catabolic process; mitophagy by internal vacuole formation
Cellular component (GO): mitochondrial outer membrane
Source: RefSeq, a predicted model, not a curated record
AUGGAGGGAGAUGCUCGCUUUAGACCAGUAGACAGAGGACGCAGACACAGACGAGCGGGCGCGCCGGCGACGAAGCUCUCGUGGUGCGCGUCACCGUUCCCCGCAGACGCCGCUUGGUACUACAUGGACGACGGACCACCGCCGGCAUACAACUACGGCGACGGCAACCGCGCGACGGCUCACGGCUACGCGUCCGGCGACCGGCACGUGCACGGCGACGGCAGAAUGCACGCGACGGCCGACGGCAGUCCGGCGAUCGUUCUGCGCAAGCUGCUGCUGCUGCUCGACUACCAGCAGUUCGACGACACGGCGCGUAUUCUGCACACGAUGCCGGAGCUAACGUUGAAGGCGGUCGUCACCGACCUGCCCGUCGACAUGCUCGUGCGGGGCAUCCCGCGCACGUUGCCGACGCUAGACGCUCUCUACACGCGCGUCUUCUUCAGCGCCGGCGUGCAGCGCUUCCCCUUCAACCUACUGAAGCCGGAAGCCAUCGUCAUGCAGCUGAUACGGCUAUUCGCGCACUACGAGGAGGCGAGCGUAAUGGCGAUCGGCUGGAGUCACGCAGACGUGUCGGCGUGCAAGAGCAUCCUGCAGGUGAUCGUGCAGGUCGACCCGAAGCUGAAGCGCAUCCUCUUCAAGCGCAAGCGGGCGCUCGAUCGCGCGCUCGAGGGACUCGGCAUACAUGGCAUGGUACUGACGGCUGACCACACGAAGCUGAUGAAUCUGCACGACGCACUGAAGCUCGAAUUUCAGGGCGCCAUCAAAAACUAUAAGCAGGUGCUGGGCAAGCUCGACGACUACAACCUCACGCACGCCACCCCGCGGCCGAAGUGCAUCAGCAACGGGCCGCCGCCGACGAAGUCCAGCCACCAGCGGCUGAUGAGUCUCACGCAGGGAGAGAUACACGAGCGCCUGCGCAAGAACCGCGAGGUGUGGGGCAGCGUCGAGCCGGUGCUGCACAGCAACCGCCUGCCGACGCUGCUAUCGCACCUCAACGAACGCAUCGAAGCCGACAAGGAAGCCCUGCUGCAGUUCUCGCAGCUGCGCAAGGAUGCCGGCGGCAGCAGCGGUGGCGGCAGCAGCGUCAUCGCGCCCAUCCUCAUGCAGUACGCGCGCGGCUUCGACCGCGUGUUGCUGAUGCUGCAGGAGGUCUGCGACGACAGCGUCUCCGGUUACCAUAGCGACUCGGACUCGGUCAUCAUGCCGCCAUCCCGAACUACGACGCGCAGCAAGCAGAGUUAUAGCCAGGGAAGUACGGACAACCUGAAAACAAUAGCUAGUGAUUCUGGUAGAGGACAGAGUGUAGAGAGCUGCACAAAGAAGGACGCUGUACAUGGCUUCACAGGCCAUCCGUCACGGAGCGCGGCCGGGAGCCCCGUCGGCAUCCCCAGCGCCACCUGUAGUACAACACAGACACUUAGCACACAGUUCAAGAGCGAGCUGACGUCACUUAAACAACAGAUCGAUUUUUUGAGAACUGAGCUGAGUAAAUCGAAAGACGUUAUAAUGCAGCUGCAAAACAAAGAAGAAUUAUUAGUCACAAGACUGACGGACCAAGCUAGGAAGAGGGUACUUGAUGAAAGCAAGGGCGACACGAAGAUCGAAGUACCAUCUCACCUUAUACGCCGCUACAGCAGUCUAUAUUUGCAGAAUCGGGUGAGUGCCCUUCACGCCCUUGACGCUCUACCAGAGAUGGACGAGUCCGAUGAUCUGAAAACCAAGCUCGUCUUCUCCGUUAUCGUGCUUUCGUUUAGGUCAGUGCGUGGAACGAUAGAGAAGAAGAAGGCCGCGUUGCGACAAAUACUCGGCCUGCCAGCCAACAGUCCGAAGCCCUCGCACGACACCGCGAUGACAGAGAUGCUGGAAAGCAUCGGCUUCUACAUGCGCAAGACCGUCGAUAAGUAUGACGUCCGACCAAACGUACAGGAGGUCUGCUCGCAACUGUACGCAACCCUGUACGACUUCCCGAGCCUGCCGACGUGCGAGAGUCUGACGUCGUACAUAGAGGAGUGCGUCGGCAUCGCAUGGGCGCUCUCCAACCAGAUACCAGCAUUCUCCAUCGAGUACGAAUCGUCGGUGUUUACUCCAGAGCUACACGAACGGCAUCAUACCUCCGACCAAUACUCGGAUCGAAUCCUGACGUAUCUAUGGCCGUCAUUGAUAGAAAACGAAAGAGGUCCCUGUGUGUACAAGGGUGUUGUAGUGACGUAGUUCCCACGUGCGACCAAGGCUGUGGUGGUGACGUAGUCUCCCUUUUGUGUAUAACGCUGUGGUGGUGACGUAGUCAUUUCACGUGUACAAGGUUAUGGCGGCGACAUAGUCGCCUCGUGUGUACAAGGCUGUGGAAGUGACGUAGUCCCCCUCAUGCGUACAAGGCUAUGAAAGUGACGUAGUCCCCCUCACGUGUACAAGGCUGUGGAAGUGACGUAGUCCCCCUCAUGCGUACAAGGCUGUGGAAGUGACGUAGUCCUCCUGACGUGUACAAAGAUGUGGAAGUGACGUAGUCCCCCUCAUGCGUACAAGGCUAUGGUGGUGACGUAAUGCCCUCGCGUGUACAAGGGUCUGGUGGGACGUAGUGACUUCGAAUGUUCAGAAAUUGAUUCGUAACAUCGACGCGUCUGUAUGUACAAGGAUGUGACGUAAACAGAUAUAUCCGCGUUACGGGAGUAUGCACGUUUACAACCCAGCGAGAGGGUUAUGUUCGUACAAUUAUGAUCUUACGUCGCGAUGUAAUGUUGAUGCCUCUCGUGAAAUCGAAACGCAAAGCAUAUACUUAUAAAUAAUAGAUAUGGCAGAAUGCGCACUAACUGACGACGUAUCGCAGUGUUAUUUACCACACGCUUGUGUGCUGGUUUCGUCGAUAUUUAUCCUGUCAUGAUAAAUCAAAACCGAUUCGGUUACAUGCGAUACAUCACGUUUCUACAAAUUAAAGUUGCUUAGGCCAAGAUGCGGUGACGGGUAAGCGCGUAUUCUCACCAGCAUGGGUUCGCUCGCGAAUGUAUGUCUAUGAUGGCAUAUGCAUUCAAUUAGCGAACGAUUUCCUCCCGCAUAACUCCGUGAAUACGAAUAAUAAGGCUUUAGUAUUAUAUCAAUAACACGCUAUCAAGCUUUAAUAGUAAAUUGACAUUGCCGUCUCCACUAUGCUGCCAAUGUAUACGUCCAACGAUGGUGUAUUUAUGAAAGUUAAUGCAGAACCUUAGAAUUCGUAUAAACUAGCGUGAUAGCGAUGGUGUGGCUGAUAGUGAUUCAAUUACUGGGCGAAUACAGAGUGUCUGUGAUAAACCUUUUCACUUAGACGCGCGCCCACACUCCAAACAGCGACCAGAAAUUUAGAUCACACUGCCGCCACUGGCAGGUAUGCACUUGUUCACGCGCAUAAUAAUGUAAUCACGUAUAAUCAUCAUGGAAGUGGAUGUCAGAACGAUGACAAAUGGCAAGAUCAGCCCUAGUUCUAAACUUUUAGCGUAAACGAUCGUCAGAAAGAAUUAAAACUGUAUAGUGACUACUGCAACAUUUAUCACAAUCACGGGAGUUUCCAUAACUUUGUUGUCACUCUGACAACAGUCCUCUUACGAGCGUGAGAUGUAUACCAGAAAGUACCGCCGAUUGGAGUGAGGUUUUAUUAACAGUAUACUGUGAGGUAAAUAAUACAAUGAAUACCCCUAUGUUAGUGUAUAUAUUAUAUAUAACAUCUUGAUAUUGAGAAACAUCGAUAUUAUUCUAUAUUUGCAUGUGACGAUGAAUAUUGUAACCAUGAUUACGGGGAAUAUUACAUAAAUUAAGCUAUUAAAUUUACCUACGUAACAAUAUAAUGUAUAAAAUAACUUUUAUUUAAA